AUGGAAGGACAUUCGGAUGGUAAUGAAAGACAUCCAUUUAGCAGUGCGGCCUCGCCUGUAGGACGUGAAUUCGUCGACACAGUUCCACAAAAGGAUCUGAGUCGUUGUUGUCUACCAUCCAACGUGUGUGAGCUACUCGUUGUUCGCCAUGGCUUGACGGAAUACAACAAGCUUCAUAGGCUCCAGGGCCAACUAGACAUCCCGUUGAACGACGAAGGAAGAGAGCAAUGCAGGGCAUGCGGAAGAGAGGUGAAGCGAAUGUUCGCGAACCCGGCCACAGGUGAAAUUGACGUCGACGUGGUUUAUUCAAGUCCCUUGAGUCGAACCGCAGAAUCAACGGAAAUAAUAUGCAGGGAAUCUGGUAUAUUAAGCUCUCGAAUUCGUCACGACCCCAGGAUCAUGGAGUGGAACGCAGGCAUCUUACAAGGGUACUUACUUUCUGAAAUACAAGAGAAGUUUCCGGCAGAGUGGGCCCUCUGGAGGAAGAAACGAGACCCGGACUAUAUUUUUCCUGGAGGCGAGAGCCUGAGAAUGAGGUACGCUCGAGUAGCGUCAUUUUUCUCAGAAAUUGUUCGCAAUCAACAGGGCAAACGCGUGUUGGUCGUCACGCAUGGAGGUGUCUUGGACGAGCUAUUCCGAAUCAUCAAAAGGGUGCCUCUGACUACAUCAACGAAUGCUCCGAAGCUGAACGCCGAAGUUCAUGUUGUGCGCGCUGAACUGAUGGCGGAAAUGCAAUCUUCGACCCGGCCUCUCUUGGACUCGACUCCAGCAGAAAAUGGCUCUUUUUCCCAGGGAGAGGAAGCACGCGGUGACUGUCACGUACAAUGGACGAUCGUUCGCUGGGGCAAGGUUAAAGACCCUCAGAAUAUUCCAGCGGGAAGUUGCAGUGCACAAGUGCCAAACGCAAUAGAAUAUGUCUGA
This is a messenger RNA of Besnoitia besnoiti, 921 nucleotides long. RefSeq names its product phosphoglycerate mutase family protein. The record is from RefSeq and is a predicted model, not a curated record. The transcript is spliced from 8 exons. Gene Ontology annotation, molecular function: phosphatase activity. The coding region runs from base 1 to 921 and encodes 306 amino acids. NCBI's taxonomy places the organism in Eukaryota, Apicomplexa, Conoidasida, Eucoccidiorida, Sarcocystidae.